This is a messenger RNA of Penicillium taxi, 645 nucleotides long. RefSeq names its product pre-mRNA-splicing factor SPF27 family protein. Lineage: Eukaryota; Fungi; Ascomycota; Eurotiomycetes; Eurotiales; Aspergillaceae. Gene Ontology annotation, biological process: mRNA processing. The coding region runs from base 1 to 645 and encodes 214 amino acids. Gene Ontology annotation, cellular component: Prp19 complex; precatalytic spliceosome; catalytic step 2 spliceosome. The record is from RefSeq and is a predicted model, not a curated record. The transcript has 2 exons.
AUGCCUCUUAUCACUGAGUCCCACGACUCUCUACCAUAUGUCGACGCGGAGCUUUCAACCUCCGAGCGACAAAGCGCAGAGCAGCUCAUAAAAGCAGAGCUAUCUCCAGAACACCGUCAAACACUCCACCCCUCCAUCCCAGCAGCUCCUGAAUUCAAAUUUUCUCCCCUCAUCCAACAAGAAAUUGAACGCAAAACGGCCGGGACACCGAUCACCGGCGGAAUAGACCUUAGUCGUUACGAAGCACCAGAAGCCCCGACUAGCUCAGACGAACCAAAUCUGGCCGAAUGGCGCCAAGCACUUCAAAAAGCCUAUGCAUCAAGCCUGCACCUCUCAAAGCGACAUGAGAACCUUGCUCUUCUCGAAGAGAACGGCAAGAAUGCUUGGCUGAUCGGCAACUCUCAACUAGAAGACAUUCUUCGCGACAUUGAGAAGGAACUUGCCGAAACAAAGCAGGCUACGGAGGAAGUGAACAAGGAGCGAAAGAUUGCGCAAGAGAAUGCUCAGGCAGAGUUGAUCGCUCUGAAUCAAACUUGGCAGACCGGACUCAGCUCUCUUCGGAGUGUGGAGCUAGCGACGGACGGAAUUAAGUGGCAGAUUAUGGGUCAGAGGCGCCAAAUACAGGAGCAACAGGAGCAGCUUUGA